This is a messenger RNA of Prosopis cineraria, 880 nucleotides long. RefSeq lists its product as uncharacterized. The transcript has a single exon. Lineage: Eukaryota; Viridiplantae; Streptophyta; Magnoliopsida; Fabales; Fabaceae. The coding region runs from base 61 to 645 and encodes 194 amino acids. The record is from RefSeq and is a predicted model, not a curated record.
UCUCUCUAAAUUAAAAUCAAGUUGCAGACAAAUCAAAGAGCAAUUCAAUAAUAUACAGAAAUGGAAAGCAAUUCGACAGUAAUAUCCAAGAGAGCGUGGAGCAUUGUACGUGUCUUCUUCUUCAUGCUCCGUAAAGGCUUCGCAAAAGGGAAACUCAUGAUGAACCUCAACCUCAUGCUCAAACGUCCCGGAAAACUCGCCGGAAAAGCCAUCGCCAAUCACAUCUCCCACCACCAUGGCGGCUCCGCCACCUUCCACGACGUUCCCCUGCACUUCUCCACUGCACGAGAGUAUGAGUUCAGCUGCAGCAACACUCCUAACUACAGCUUCUUCUCCAAACGCCGCAAUCCCCGUCACUUGUUUGCGUGUGCUCAAGCGCCACUCACGUUGGACGAUGACACGGUGGCGGUUCAUAAUGCCCUUAAGGUGGCAUUGGAAAUGCUGGAUGACAAAAAAUAUAAGGAUGUGGUGGAGGCGUCGCCGGAACUUCUAGGGUUUGGACGGACUGCCAUGGGGAGACAGUUGAGGGUGACGGAUUUGCCAUUCCCGGUGCAAGAUGGCAACAACGACAGGGACGACCCAGUUGACGAGGCGGCGGAGGAGUUCAUAAAGAGGUUCUACAGGGAGUUGAGGAAGCAGGGUUGAGCAACUUUGGAUAUUUUCUGCGUUAACUGUUAAUUAUUAUAAUUAAUUAACAGUAAAUUAAACAUGAACCAGUUUUGGAUAUAUUGGUGGUAAUUAUCCCAAUCUCAGUUUUCACCUUCGUGGGGGUGGGGACUUUGGUUUCAACAUUCAACGUUGUUAUUUCAGAUAUACUUCAUGUGUAUUUUGUGUUGCUUUAUGCUCAAUAAAUAAAUAAAAAUUAGAUAUUAUAAUUAAC